Durio zibethinus is the source of this 4033-nucleotide messenger RNA. Lineage: Eukaryota; Viridiplantae; Streptophyta; Magnoliopsida; Malvales; Malvaceae. The record is from RefSeq and is a predicted model, not a curated record.
AUUACUAAAAGAAAGGACAGAGGGUGGCCAAAAAAAAAAAAGGGCAGAGGAUGUUGAUAAUAGCGCACAUGGAGUAGAGGAUAUGCCGUUAUCAUCAUAGAGUUAGAGUCCGUCACGUUUCCGUACCUCCUCUUAAGUCACAAGAGUUGAGAGUUAAGACCCACCAUUGUAGCUGACCCAGUGACACAUGCAUAUUAUAAAGAAAAACCCAUUUCUUUUUCUUUUCUUUGUAAUCCUUGGGCCCUUUCCACUUUCAUUUUUACUUACUAUGUAUACUAAAUUCAUAUAAGGCAGUCUUCCUUUGUUGAUUUUAAUUUUCUUUUGUAGAAAAAUGCUUCCUUUGGUUUAAUAAGUGUCUUAUCUUCUUCUUUCUCUAUACACUCUCUGGAGCUCUAAACCUUUGCUUCUCCUUAAUCCUUUUAAUUAUGGAUAAUCCAGUUCAGGGAAAAAGUCAUUCUUCAGGGCAUGAGAGCCAUGUAGUUCAUCUGUGUCACAAAUGUGGUUGGCCUUUCCCAAACCCACAUCCAAGUGCAAAACACAGGCGUGCUCACAAGAAGAUCUGUGGAACCAUUGAAGGUUACAAGCUAGUUGACUCAGGGGAUAUCACCCAUACAACUGCUUCUGAUGAUGAACCACUUUCUGAAGAGGGUCGCAAAACCCCAAUCGCUCAAGUUCCAAAAGUUAUGGAAAGUAGUCUGGGAAGGCAGGACAGUUUGGAUAAUGUUAGCAAAGCAGACAAGAAUGCUGAGAAGGAUCAAACUGCCACUAUUUCUGUUAAAGAUUGUGAAGACACCGAUAUCCUUCAACCGCCUCAGAAUUCAGCUGACAGAAGCCAAAAGGAAAAUCCUGUUCCGAAAAGUAUGCCUAUGCUGUUGAUGGGCACACCGGCGCACCAAGAUCUUGGCUUGAGCUAUAGAAAAGAUUCUGAGAGUAGAAAUGGUUCAGCUAGUGAUGUGUUCCCCAUCAAAACAGAAGCACUAGUGAAUGUCUCAGAAGAUAGUAGGAAAGUCAGUGCUGGUGAUAAGGUGGCAGAAUGCUCUGUUAGGCAAGAGAAUACUACCAAUAAAAAUGAAGGAAAGUUAAACAAAAACCUAUUGGGUGGCUUGAUUCUGCCUAGCGAACAUGCUGGCGAAAUAUCUGAAACAGUGUCUAUGUCCGAAAAGGGACUGAACAUAACUUUAGAUAUGGUUUUGACUGACAAUACGGUUCAACUGAAGGAAGAGUUUAGUGACAGGUUGGCUUCUAAGAUAUCCACGAGUGAAAAUGGUGAGCAAGAGACUGACGGAGAGGGAAACCCAGGAAUUAAUUUAGAAAGAAACUUACUGGAUGUUGUGGCAUCAAACAAUAAGCAUCCAAGUGUACCAUCUGAAAAGACAGAGGAUAUAACUUCAGAGUCUGGGUUGGCUGACAAAAUUGUUGAAUUAGAGGAGAAUAGUAACAAAUUCACCCGCAAUAUGGUCAUUGAUGAUCUGUCCCCGAAAGCUGAAUCUGCAAAAAAUAUGGAUGCUUCUACAGAUAUCUUUCAAAUACAUACUGAUGCAGUACAAGGAACAGACACUGCCACUUCUGUCAAUUCAAAUGAGGUCUAUGACAAAAUGGAAAAGGAAAAUGAAAGUGUUUAUGUGCUCUCAGUUCCUGAUGAUAUUCCUGUUGCAGACAAUGCUGUAAUCAAGCUUGAGGGUUUUAAAGACCAUAAGAGAGUGAAAUUACCCCAAUUGGAGGCCUUUGCUUCUGAAGAAAUAAUCAUUGAUAAGGAAGAUGGAGUCAGUGACCAUGUUUCUCAGGAGAAAUCUGAUACUUUCCAGUCAAAUCAGCUGGAUGAAGACAUAAAGGUAGGUUCUUCAUAUAUGCAUGCUGCUGAAGAUAGCUAUAGACUAGGUGGAAAUAAUGAGUCUAUGGUUAAAGAAGUGGUUAUUGAGGGGGAAGCUGAUGUGCUUCAGAUCAAUAAAGGGUCUCCUGUUAAUGCUGAUACAACUGAGGAUGAGAAGGUCUGUCCUCUUAAAGAACAGCAGCCUAUUGAGGCUAUGGUUAAAGAAGUGGUUGUUGAGGGGGAAGCUGAUGUGCUUCAGAUCAAUAAAGGGUCUGAUGCAUUAGGGUCUCCUGUUAAUGCCGAUACAACUGAGAAUGAGAAAGUGUGCCCUCUUAAAGAACAGCAGCCUGUUUAUGUUUCUGAUGAUUUACAGCCGAUAGGUUUCUCAGGAAGCAUGAUAAAUCUUUUACCUGCCGUGAAUCCUAUGACUGCUCAUGCUGUUGCUCAUGCUGACAUUGAGGCUAGAGGGUUAGAUAAUGAAGUUGGCGGUGAUGAUAUGGGAUUUCCUGAAAGGUCUAGAACUGGGGCAAUUGAUAUAGCUGGAGUUGACAACACCAGAAGAAUUGAUGAUGAAAAUUAUGUGAAAAAUGCUGUAGCAUCAUGUGAAUCUACAAAUAAUUCUUCUUUGUCCCAAAUUAAUCCAGCAUUUAACUUGCAUGAAGUUGACAACUCUGAUGAUAUUGCGACAAGAAAAACUGAAAAAUAUGAUAUCAAUGUGGUUGAAAGUGGAGAUGGACUGGAGGAGGCAUGUGCUUCAAUGAACACCAACUCUAUAUUUGAAUCCAUUAGCACUCAUCAUCAACCCCCAGUUGUCUUAGAGGAAGUGAAUAAUGACUAUGUGAGAACCUUACCUGAGACAGAAGGCCCACAAUUGAAUACAGUUCCAAACAGUCAAGAUGACAUAAAGGAAUCUGAAAAAAAAGGGGAUAACAAUGUACAAGGAGAAUCUGCUGGUGAAGAUCUUAUGGCUUCUGCAUUAGGCAAUACUGGAGGAAAUGAGUUUGAGAGAACUUCAGUGGACCAAUUGAAGAAAGAAUUGAUGCAUUCACCUUCAUAUGCUGAGCCUACCAGUCAAAAUUCUGGUGCUGUUGACGAUAGCCAUACCAGGGAGUCCAGAAUGGGUGCUUCUGGGAUUAGCACUAUAAUUUUGCAGGGGCAGGCAGAUAAUGGCUUUGUUAAACCUCAACUUGAUACAACUGUAGUUGAUGUUUCAAUUGAAUCAAGUAGUCAAACUGAUAGUUUGGAAGGCCACUGGAGAUCUGUUUCAGUUCUUUCAACCCAAUCAAGUAACCCAGCUAUGGUCGACACUGAAACUUUACCAUCAACUGGUUCACAUGAAGUUUCAGAAGCAGAGAAAGCCAACAUAAAGAAUUCAAAAGUUGCAUCUGAAGAACAACAUUUUGAUAAAUCAGGUGAAUUUGAGCCACCAUCUUUCUUGACAUUGGUUGAACCUGGAGGCCGUGAUGAAAAAGCUGCUGCUUCUGAAAUUCAGAAAGUACAGAAUGCACAAGACCCCAUAGCCACACCUCUGCAAGCUGGUUGGUUUCCUUCUCUUACUCAUGUGGCAUACGAGUCUCCAGGAAGAAAGAAGAAUGAAGAGAUCAUAGCAAAGUUAACUAACCGGAAUGGGAAGCAGCACACUCUGAAGAACCUACUGGGUGAAGCCAAUAGUGAAACAAAACAGAUGUCCCCAAACUCAAAAGAAAACCCAGCUGUUGUAAUUCCGAGAAAGGAGAAAGUAGCCAAAGAUAAUGGAGCCUUGGUUACCAAAGUUAGCUCAAUUGUGGGCCCUGACACACCUGUAUCUGAGCCAACCAAUACGGAAGCAGGGAAAGAAUGGAAUUCUCCUGCAAGGUAUCCAGCUGAUAUUAAGAGACAGAAAAGGAAGGUGAAGGGUAGACCACUCUGGGUACAGUUUGUAUGCUGCUUAUCUGUAAAUUAGGAUUAUAAAUGCCGCAGGACUGAAUUUAGAGACAUUAUUGAGUGGGAAUGACUUCUCGAUUCAUCUUAAUAGUUAAGGUAUUUUAGCUUCAAUUUUUUUUUUUUUUCAUAAAGAGAGGAUAACUAUUUAUAAUAAAAUAUCAGCUACAGAUUCCUUUAUAUAAGGAAGUAGAAGAAGUAUCCUCGUAAGCUAAUUGAAGUUGUUUACAACCAUUAAUAUCUGAUAGAGGCAGUGAUUGUGAAAUUUUUUUCACUGUCAACAAAGAAUCAGAUUCUACUAAA